AAUUUGGAAAACAAAUACUACACUUGAAAAAUAUAGUUUCAACAAUCAAUCGUUUUAAUUAAAAAAAAAAAAAAUCCCCGCCCAGUUUAUACAAAAAAAUUUGCAGCUAUUUCUACAAAAAAAAAAUCCCAGUGAAGACCACCACCAAACCAUUGCGACUUUAUUUGCGCAUACUUAAAAAAAAAUAAAUAAAUAAACCCAAUUUCAAUGCAAUCCACCACCGAUAUAUGAUUUUCCUUUAAAAGCACCUAAAAAUAAAAUUGUGAAAAAUUACAGUUAGAGAAAUUUGAGAAAAAAUCCCAAACAAAUCCCAACAAAAAAUUAUUGCAUUUGGCAAAUUUAAAUCAAAAAAUUGUUUCGUGAACUAAAAAAUUUUAGAAGUGAAAUAAAGAACACCCCAAAAAAAAAUUUUUUUAAUUGUGUUUUGUAAAAGUGAAUUGGUUGAAUUGAUUUUAGUGAUUUGAAAAUUAAAACACAAAUUUGAAUUUCAAUCAUUAAUUUUGUAAAGUGAAAGUUAGGGGAAGAUUGUAAGAGAUCACCUUUAAAGGUUUUGUGAAUAAAACAAGUCCUUAUUGAAUACCACAUCAAUUGUCUACAAUGUUUCGCUUUUGGAUAAUCGUUUCCUGCCUUGGAUUAUUUACUCCAAAAUCAAUAGGACAUGCUGUCAGCAGGAGAUUAUUUGUUGUCGAAGGCCAUACGGAAGCUGAAGUGCAGUUGAAUGUGCCGCGAUAUGUUGAGCGUGGUACCAAUGCGACACUGGAGUGCUUACAUGACGUGGAUCCCAGCGUACUGUUUAAGGUCUCAUGGUUCAGAGAAGAAACAAAGUUCUUCGAAUAUGUCAAGGGACGAAAGCCACCAUUUAAAAAUUUCUCCAUGGAUGGAGCCACUAUCGAUCGAGACAAUUCGAAUGCUUCCCAAGUGACACUGACCAAUGUGGACUUCAAGUUGUCGGGACAAUUCCAUUGUGAGGUAUCGAUGACAUCACCCCUGUACACCAAGGCAUCUGGCGAGCACUUACUGAGCGUUUUUUUACCCCAAACAGGCCCACCGGUGAUAAGGUUUCGCAAACGAAGUCCAGUAGCUAUUGGUGAACGUCUUAUGGUACUUUGUAACACAACACGAGCUCGACCACCGCCGCACAUCACAUGGCUUAUCAAUAACAAGAAGGUUGAUGAUAAAUUUAUACGCACCCAUCAUGUCUAUUCGAUUAGUGGCAAAACUCAUCGUCCUCGACCUCCGGCAGAACAGGAAUUGGAAUUGUCAGGAGCAAAACAGAAGAAACAACAGCAUCAACAACAACAAAAACAUCAUUAUGAUACACAACCUCAACAGCAGCCCCAAUACUUUCAGCCACAAUACAGCGUUUAUCACCCAUAUCAUAUAAACGAUCGCUAUGACAAAAGUCGCUGGAGUGGCAGCAUGGGCCAUCACAAUCGAGGUGCGUCCAUUUUCAACAAUCCCUUCAGUUCCCUGACCAUCAUGCAUGACAUCGAUAUCGAUGACUACGAGAUCCAACAGCAACACCACGGAAACAGCAACUUUGACAAUAAACAUCACAUGGAGACUGUCAAAAAACACUUUGACGUCAAGAAGCACAGAAGUAACCGCAAAUAUCGUCACAUUAACGAAAAUGCUUUGGGAAUUAUACGGAGCACUUUGAACAGCGGUGGUUUUGGACCACAACCGGCUAAUAUCAACAAUGAACUGGGUAUACCUCCUAAUGCUGGACCCAUGAAUGCAUUUGCAGCCAGUUAUGGUGGACGACCACUGUCACAUCCAGGUGGUGGUAGUGGUGUUGCGGCUGCUGCAGCUGCCGUAACUGAGGCACAACAGGAGAAGGGUAUGUUUUCGGUUAGUCAACUGAAUAUUGAAUUGACGGAACAGCAUGUUGGUCCCAAUGGCAAAAUGGAGCUGACAUGUAUGGCUACCAUACCAUCAGCGGUGGGACCAGGCGAGGAUUUUGCAGAUUUUAAAACGUACACAAUUAAAGUGGAAGUGCAGCGAAUGGAAACGACAACCUUCUCAACAACCACACAAAGCAUAGGCAUGGCCGCACUGGGCAAUGGGGCGACACCAUCAUCGGCGACGUCACCGCACUACUCGAGAUAUCGUCUGCAUCAGCCAAUACAUUUACACAGUCUAUGGAUGCAACUGUGCCUGGCCAUUAUUUUUAUGCUCUGGCGAACAGUGGGAGUGCACUAAGGCCCAACGAGAGGAAAAGACGUGGAUGCAUUGUAAAAAUAAGCCCCCAAUAUUAAAGCCAAUAAUUAAAUUUGUAUGUACAUUUUUUUUUUGAAAAAGAUGAAUGGAGCCAAACGGAACCAAAAUAAAACACACUCACACACACACACACACGAAUAGACACUCACAGAAUCCCAGCAGCUGAAAAUCGAAAUGUAUUGGAAGAGUGAAUGGACAACGUUAAGCCUAAAAGUCUACAACGUUUACCCAUAUACAUAUAUAAAUGACCACCGAGUAAGAUGAUAUAUACAAACACACACACACACACACACCCAUACACAAGCAAACAAACAGAUAAGUAAGCAACAUGGAACAAAUAAACAAUUCAUCGCAGAUGCAAAGCAACCCAAACGUGUAUGUACUACAUAAGUAAAGGAUACGAAAACCAAAAAAAAAAAAGACAAACACAAUAUUUUUGCUUUUUUUACAUGGACAUUAAGUGCCAGCUUGAUGGGUAAGAACCAUGAUGAUCAUGCAGAUGAUGAUGUUAUAAAAUAAUAAAUAUAUGAAAUUAAUUAACCUUUAGGUUGAUAAAUGAGCAAAAGUAAACAGAGAGAGCCGAAAAUAUUAUACGAAAAGGGCAUUAUGGCAA
This is a messenger RNA of Stomoxys calcitrans (stable fly), 2833 nucleotides long. RefSeq lists its product as uncharacterized. NCBI's taxonomy places the organism in Eukaryota, Metazoa, Arthropoda, Insecta, Diptera, Muscidae. The coding region runs from base 598 to 2202 and encodes 534 amino acids. The transcript is spliced from 10 exons. The record is from RefSeq and is a predicted model, not a curated record.